GAGGACCCGCCACGACAGGCUGAUCAUGAUUGUUCCUUGCUGUCCGGGGACUGUGCCCUCAGGGUGUUGCUUAAUAGUUUCUCCUCUUGUCCUGCUUCCGUUAUGGUUGUGGCAUACUACUGCGGAUGUGGCGAAAUACACGCAGGUAUAUGAAGAAUGGAAGGGAGCUAAGGAUCAGCGAACCCUCGAGCGCUCCCGCGGAGGUAGCGAAGUACAUGCAGCUGUUUCAAGAGCAGAAGGCCGCUAAAGAUCGGCAAAUGCUCGAGCGAAAAGCGACGCUGACCAGGAUUCGUAAGGACAUAGAGGAUUUGCGAUCGAGGAUGUGCUCGAUUCUGGACAAGGCUCCCAAGCUUAGGCCUUUGGUAGAUGUCCGUAAUUGCCGGUGGCGCUACACAAAACCAGGAAACAUACCCGACGUCGGCGUAUCAGCGGCAGUGUCAACGACGAGAACUGGUUCUGGUAUAUUGGCAGAGACUAGAGAAGAGAUUCAAGAUCUAAUCGCACACCAGAGGCGCGUAAUAAAGAACUAUAUAGCACUGACAGGACGACGGCGAAAACGUCUCCGAAAAAUGAUCCAACACAAAGAAGGACUGCUACAGGAACAAAGUGCUAGCGCUUCAGAAAAGCCCGACGAAGGAAUGAAGAACCAAGCGGCCGAGUUACAGGCAGCAGAGAGUGAUCAACGUCGCAUGGAGGCGGACGUGAGUAAUGCGGAAGAACUACUGCGAUCCGCUCGAGAGGUCCUGAAAACUUACCGACAGAAGCUGCGUGAAAUGAAACGCAGACCACAACGGCGACGGAAUCCGUUGCGUUCUGUCAAACGCAGCCCGCUCAUCACGGGUCCGUCGGUGACGGCCGAGGCUCAGUCAACAUCAGACACGGAUGUGUCUGACGCCGGGGAAGGCGGCAGCAAUGCUGGUUCGACAGGCAUUACAGGCAACGUCCGUGGCGACGUCCGUACGGCCCCACAAAGGGGCGCGUCAGAGGGAAGGCUGGCUUCAGACACCUCGGCAGCCACUCCAACACCGAGGGAGCCUCGCCCGAGUCAAAGCGGUAGACGGAAGCGAAAGGGGCAAGGUGAGAGAGAUGUCCCUCUUACUGGAAUUCUGUUGAAAGGAAACGGUACUCGGUGCCACUCCGGAAGAGCCCCAGUAGAUGGUCUUGGAUUCUCUGGCGUGAAGAGUGAGCACACGUGUUGAUGUGAAACCAAACAUGAAUUUUCUGUCUUGCUUACGUGCCCAGAGCUCUACCUUCCAAGGUCAGUUGCGUCAGUGACCAGAGCCAUAGAGACGUACAACCUGGGAAUGCCCCUGGAACGAUUUACCACGAAAUAUUUAAAAUCGACUGAAGAGCCAAGACGUGUCGACGGGGGUGGACUGUGUCCAUGGUGUGGAUAUGCGCCAACGUUGGCUUUUGACACGAGCUGCGUUGGAAUCAGCUCCUGUCAGUUGACGGACUAUCUAUCGGCGUGCGUCAGCCAGGUGACAGGAGGAUGAGGCUGCCGUCGGUAUAGCGUGACAAUGCCGUCUUCAGACGGCUGGGAACGAGCGUUGACAUGCAGAUUUGGAACGCACGCGCGUAGAAAACAGUGAGGUGGCCGCCCCGACAGUGAGUGGCGU
Molecule: messenger RNA, 1619 nt
Organism: Toxoplasma gondii ME49
Lineage: Eukaryota; Apicomplexa; Conoidasida; Eucoccidiorida; Sarcocystidae
Exons: 2
Coding region: 126-1199 (357 amino acids)
Source: RefSeq, a predicted model, not a curated record